Colletotrichum scovillei is the source of this 2329-nucleotide messenger RNA. Its product is annotated as FAD dependent oxidoreductase. Bases 93 to 1172 code for a protein of 359 amino acids. The record is from RefSeq and is a predicted model, not a curated record. The transcript is spliced from 3 exons. Gene Ontology annotation, molecular function: FAD binding; D-amino-acid oxidase activity. NCBI's taxonomy places the organism in Eukaryota, Fungi, Ascomycota, Sordariomycetes, Glomerellales, Glomerellaceae.
GCCAACUGGAUCUCGAACAGGCCCGGCGGUGUCAACCUCACAUCACCCUUACCAAACACCCGUCAACCUCACAGAGUCCGAGACACGACAAUAUGACGACUCACGCGCAACACUUCGUUGUUCUCGGUGCCGGCGUCAUCGGUCUCACCACCGCACUGACGCUUAGAGCCGAAUUCCCAUCCGCAAAGAUAUCGAUCCUGGCAGAGUACUUCCCCGGCGACUACAACAUCGACUACUGCUCGCCAUGGGCCGGAGGUAAUUGGUGCUCCUCGGCCAACGAUAACGGCCUUCUCGAAUCUUUCGACCGUGUCGCUUUUGAGCGGUUUAAGAAGAUCGCGAAGAGCGCACCGGAAGCGGGGGUCAAGAGUUCGCCGCUGCGAAUGAUUUUCGACCAAAAGAUCGAGGAUGCAGGAAUUCUGAGCGUAGGAACUGGCAAGCUGUGGUACGAUGACUUGGUCGGGGGUACUGUGCCACUUCGUACGGAGGAGUUGCCUGACAAGGCUGUGUUUGGACUAGAUGUACCUAACACGUUUGUGAUCAACACUCAAAUCUACUUGCAGUGGCUUCUUGAACAAUGCAGGCAGAGCAACGUUGUUCUGGUCCGUCAGAAAAUUGGCCACAUCAACGAGGCUCGCAUCUCUUCAGAUGUCACCACUAUCUUCAACUGCACCGGCUUAGGAUCCUACUCUCUUGGUGGAGUGGAGGAUAAGUCCAUGUAUCCGACUCGAGGACAAACCAUCUUGGUCGAGCAGCCGAUUCAGCCUCUCAAGAGGAUGUACUUCCGUUCCCCUCGAAGGGUAGACAACGACACCACCUACAUUUUCCAGAGGCCUCUAGCAGGCGGUAUUGUUCUCGGCGGAUGUCGUCAAGACGGCAAUUGGGACAAGGAGGUUGAUCCCGAGCUGACAAAGACUAUCCUCCAACGUUGUUGCGCGUUGGCCCCAGAGCUGGGCAAGCCCGAAGACUUGAAGAUCAUCAAGCACGGCGUCGGACUGAGACCGAAUCGUAAAGGUGGGCCGAGAAUCGAGGCCGAGAAGAGAGACGAGGGGCUGGUCAUACAUAAUUACGGAGCAUCUGGGGCUGGAUAUCAGGCAUCUUGGGGAAUGGCAGCACAUGCGGUGAAGCUUGCAAAAUUGCAACUAACAAGUCAAACGCCCUCGUCAAAGCUUUAGGUCACGAUGACAUAUUCUCAAUCAUUACAAAUAUGGCGUCAAUACAAUCCUCAAUUCAUAAAACAGGAUUUUAUUAUCAUUCAUGGCAUUAGGUACUAAUAACUACUAUUUUUGGCAUGGAGCCUAGGGCAUCUAAACGCUGGGCCACUUGUAGUUCAACCAUUUCUCGAGUGUGCCGUUCCAAGAACCGCUCCCUAGCUGCACAUGGACCCAAGCAUCGACGAAAUGCUUCCAUACAAUAUCCCUUGGAACCGCAUAGCCAAGUUCCUCGAAGUUGAACGGUGCAUCAGGGUUGGCAAUGCAAAGCUCGCCCUCGUGCAGCUUGACCUGCAACUCAACCUCAAUGAGGUCAGAAAUCAUGGCAUCAGCAGUGCCGUCUAGCACAGCCUGGUACACAGCAUUAUUAUCCUCCACCAUGACAAUUGUUGCAGACUUGAGAUUCGCCCUGUCAAACGCCUCAUUGGUUCCGCCAGGGUUGACGGCAACCUUGACGCCGGCCUGAUCGAGCGAUGCGAGGUCGGUGUACUUGGCUGCAUCGGCGCAACGGAUGCAGGCUGUCUUGCCGACUCUUCGGAUCGCCGUUGAGAAGAAGGCAGUCUUAGCUCUUGCAAGAGUCAGGCUAACGCCACCCAUGGCAAUGUCGAAUUUACCAGCGGACAAGUCGCUCGUGAUGUUUGCCCAUUUCGUCGCGACGAGGCGGGGAGGCUUCGGCAGGCCAAGGGCGUUGGACAGGGACUGUGCGGCAUCGAUGUCGGCGCCAAUGUAGGUCGUGUUGAUUGCUGUAGUGUUCGGCAGGGUCGUUUGGUUCGUGACGAGGUACGUGAAAGGCUUGUAGUCCCCAGUUGUGCCGACGUUUAUGUAUCCGCGAGCAAGGAUGGUGUCGAGGACAGACGUAACAUUGGCAUACGAUAGAAGUGGUGCUGUCUCGCCAACUUGAGCUUGAGCGUAGGCGCUCAACGUGGAAGCGCCGAGAAGCGCUGAUGCCCAAACGUUCACCAUUGCGAUUGAGGAAUUGACGGGCUGAAAGAUCCAAUGCCGGGCGUGACUGAACAUGAGACGCAACAGCGAAUCGCCACAACUUUUAUUGUCAUCGUCAAGGGCCGAUCCCGGGGCCCCGCCAGCUCAUUUCGGAAAUCGGAAUAGACUCUUAUCGUCGG